Molecule: messenger RNA, 1376 nt
Organism: Stylophora pistillata
Lineage: Eukaryota; Metazoa; Cnidaria; Anthozoa; Scleractinia; Pocilloporidae
Product: adenosine receptor A2a
Biological process (GO): G protein-coupled receptor signaling pathway
Cellular component (GO): membrane
Molecular function (GO): G protein-coupled receptor activity
Source: RefSeq, a predicted model, not a curated record
AAUCCCUGGUUUGAAACAAUCCCUGACCAAAUUUUCGUGACGUCAUACUAACGCACUUCCUUUAUUUCGAAGAAGCGCAUCGCAUCUUAACAAAAACGUGAGCAUAGACCAUUCAUUCAAUUAAUUGUCCCAGUACCACACACUCGCUGAACAGUGGAUAGUUUACUGAACUGAAGAAGGCAUAUACUGUCCAGAAGGUACAUAAAAACAGCUUGUCUUAGUUUUCGAUGAAAACUGUUUCUACUUGCCCUUAAAUCGGUCGUGACAGGAGUACAGGUAGCACUCUGAACUGUGACUGGCACUAAUGGAGCAUACAUUUUCUUCACCGAGAAAUUCCGCUCAAACAACAGAUGAUCCAAUGACGAUGAUCAGCCCUACAUUUCAUCUCGUUCUUGCUGUGGUGGAUUUCGGUCUCUCCGCAGUUACUACAAUGGCGAAUGCAGCACUAUUGUGGACAAUAUUUCGUGACAGUCGUCGCCUACUUGAAACGCCCCCGUCGCUGUUGAUCGCAAACUUGUGCGUUUCUGAUCUUGCGGUUGGAUUGAUCGCUGGUAACCUUGUGGGGGUAAAGGAUGUCUAUCGAUAUCAAGGUUUGGACGUUCCCGUGUUGCUAGAUCUUAUAAUCCGUUUGGGUCUUGGAUUGUCAUUGUUUGUUAGUAGUGGAUCCAUCAUAGCGCUGUCCUGCGAUCGCUAUAUUGCUGUAAUGCAUCCCCUUAAAUACCGAUCAACCAUGACAAAGGAAAAAGUUAGGUAUUGCAUCGCUUUAAUUUGGUUAGUUGCUGUGACCGUGUUUUUUCUACCGCUGACAAAUGUUCCUGAAGAAAUAUUCAAGAUCGUGUAUGCUCACACCCACGCUUCGCUCCCCGCCAUACUAUUGACGAUGAUGUACUGUAAAGUUUUCCUCGCUUUCGGCAAAAGAAAACGCGAACUAAAAGACGCUGGAAUCACGUCCUCGAUGAGAAGCAAACAAGCCCUGGACCGCGAAAAGAACAUGGUCGUGACAAUUCUGAUUGUGUUGGCGUUAUUCUACGUGACAGUUCUGCCUGAAUUCGUUGCGCUACAUCUGAUGCAGUUUUGCGAAUCUUGUAAACGAUCAUUACUUUUUAGACAGUUGGAGGUGGUGUUUUCGCGAUUUCUUUUCCUUAAUUCUGCCAUGAACCCCUUUGUAUAUGCAUGGAGAUUGCCCAAGUAUCGCCAUGUAUUCUUAAGAUAUCGUUCCAGAAAAUUUUCACCUACCUAUGUCUAGAUUCUUUAAUCAGAGACUAUUUUGAUAUGGUAGUUUUGUUGGGAGCGCGCGCCUGUAGCCUGCAGGGCAGACUUCUGUUAGCCGGUGCCCGAUGUAUUUGUAAAUAAAAUGAAUUGUAAAUAUAAGUCAA